AAAUGUAUACACAUAUAGUGAUUCUACAUGUAGAAUCUGUAAAAUCGUAGCUAAAAUUAUAAAUAUGUGCUUCAAUGUGCUUCUAAUGCUUUGAAAGCAUUACAUUAAAUAUAAAAACCAUCACACUGUUAUAAUAAAAAUUACUAUUUAUUUGAAAGUAUACAUAAACUGCUCUGGAAAACAAUAAAAGAUUUUUAAUUUUUUAAAAUUUAAAAUUUAAUUUUUUUUUAAUCACAAACCAUCAAACCAAGCUGAACUGUUUGAAUCACCAGGAGUGGCAUAAAGUUAUCCAAAAGCAGUGUGUAAACUAUGAUUAAAAACCAGGGUUAUUCCACCAAAUAUUGAUUUCUGAACUUUAUGAACAUGAACUUGUUUUCAGGUCUGACAUGUCUAAAAGCUUUCUUAUCUUCUGCACAUAAAUGCUCUAAAAUACAAUAUUUUUUAUUUGGGAAUCGUUAGAAAUGUUGUCUGUAGUUUAUAAAAUAAAACAACAAUGUUCAUUUUAAUCAAACAUAUACCUAUAAAUAGCAACUCUACAUGUAGAACAAUCUCUUAAAGUAUAGCAGCACAAAUUUAAAAUAUGUAUAAAUAUGUGCUUCUAAUGCUCUGAAAGCAGUAAAUUCAAAAUAAUAACCAGCACACUGUUUUAAUAGUGCUUUAUAUCGUUUUAUACAGUUUGGGCUUGGCUCCGGCACUGCGAGAGUUAACGGGGCGCAAGACUCUCCGGAGAGACGGGGGCGUGGCUUUGCGGAACCUUCUGGGCGGAGUCGCUCGCAUGAUUGGCUGCGCUGCUUGUGGCGUCAUUACGCAGGCGGAGCUCCGCCGCCGUGACGCAGGGACGGAGGGGCGUGUCGGGAGGCUGGGGAAAUCAGCUGUGGAAACAAUAACAGUUAGCUAAACGAGACCCCCCGUUUUACACACGCUUUACCAAACCAGUCAGUAAACACAGGCUGAGCCGCGGCAUGUGUGAGCCGAGGUGAGGCUGGAGGAGCAGAGUGUGGAGGUAGAGGAGAGACAGCUGAAGGUGCAGAGGGAGCAGUUUCUGUGCAGAAGCAGAAGAAACUUCUGGUCUGCUGCUCUUCUGGGGGCUCAGAGCUGAGAUGCCUCCGUCUUUAUUAUCGUGAGAUAGAGGGGCGAGAUAGAGAGAGCUGAGCUAGUCUUGGGGGAUCUAAGCAGCAGUAGUGUGAGCUUUCCGCCCCUCUCCUCCUCCGUGUUUGUGUUCACCCCGGGUUUUUACAGAAGCAGGGAGCGGACGACCAGCGGACUGGCAUGUGGGUCAACUCUGGAACCGUCGGAAGGGCCCUCUCCAUGGAUAUAGACACAGACUAUGAAAGGCCUAAUGUGGAGACCAUAAAAUGUGUGGUGGUUGGUGAUAACGCGGUGGGUAAGACCCGCCUCAUCUGCGCCCGUGCCUGCAACGCCACUCUCACCCAGUACCAGCUGCUCGCCACCCACGUGCCAACCGUUUGGGCCAUCGACCAGUACCGUGUGUGCCAGGAGGUGUUGGAAAGAUCAAGGGAUGUAGUGGAUGAAGUCAGCGUGUCCCUCAGACUGUGGGACACGUUCGGAGAUCAUCACAAAGACAGACGCUUCGCUUAUGGCAGGUCUGACGUGGUGGUGCUAUGUUUCUCCCUGGCCAACCCGAACUCCCUGCGCCACGUCCGCACCAUGUGGUACCCCGAGAUUAAGCAUUUCUGCCCCCGCACCCCCAUCAUCCUGGUGGGCUGCCAGCUGGACCUGCGCUAUGCUGACUUGGAUGCUGUCAACCGGGCCCGCCGGCCCCUGGCCAAACCCAUAAAACCCACAGACAUCCUUCCACCAGAGCGGGGUCACGAGGUGGCUAAAGAACUGGGUGUGCCCUAUUACGAGACGAGCAUCGUGGCUCAGUUCGGCGUCAAGGACGUCUUCGACAACGCCAUCCGAGCUGCUCUCAUUUCUCGCCGCCACCUUCAGUUUUGGAAGUCCCAUCUCAAAAAGGUCCAGCGCCCUCUCCUCCAGGCACCCUUCCUGCCCCCCAGGCCACCACGGCCUGUGGUGGGCAUCCCCGACCCACCUCCUAUGGACGGAGAAGGCCCUGACUCCCUCUUCUGCCAGCCCUUAUGUGCAGAUGUGCUGUUUCUUCUGCAAGGGGGUGCCACUCGCGUAUUUGCCCAUAAGGUCUACUUAGCCACUUCCUGCUCCAAGUUCUACGACCUGUUCACCAUGGACCUUGGAGGCACGGAGGAGGACAAGGAAGGAGAGGACACCCUGGAGGGGAGCGAGGAGGAGGAGCAAAGCCGAAGAGGAGCCAAAGAGCAAGCAGGACGCACUAAGAGCCUGGACAUUGAUAAAGAUGGUGAGGGGAUAACCAGGGGGCCUAAGAGGCCUCUCCUGCUGGAGCAGGGUUCACUGAGGACUUCCCAAAGCGAUAAUGCCCUGCCGGCCAGGAGUCAGUGCCCCACGGGAAUCCUGGGAACUGGCCGUGCCCUUCUGGGAUGGGGCAGGGGGUUCAUUGGUGUAUGUCUGGAGAGGGUGGAUGAUCCAGUAACUGGUCGUCCAAGACUCAUGACUGUGGUAUCCAUGGAUGAGCUCAUUCAAGAGGCACCAUUUCGGGCCGUGCUGCAGUACCUGUACACGGGGCAUCUGGACGAGGGCCGGAGCGACCUGAUGCAGGUCGCCACCAUCGCUGAGCUUCUGGAGGUGUUUGAUCUGCGCAUGAUGGUGGCCAACGUGCUGAACCGUGAGAGCUUCAUGAACCAGGAAAUCACCAAAGCCUUCCAUGUGCGCCGCGCCAACCGCAUCAAAGAGUGCCUGUGCAAGGGCACCUUCGCUGAUGUGGUGUUCCAACUGGACGAUGGCUACCUGCCUGCCCACAAGCCUCUGCUCAUCUCCAGCUGUGAUUGGAUGGCGGCCAUGUUCCGUGGGUCUUUUAUGGAGAGCUACAUUGAAGAAGUCUCCAUACCCAACACCAGUACUGCAUGUAUGAGGGCUGUGUUGGAAUACCUGUAUUGUGGCUUGCUGACACCCUGUCCUGAGCUGGAGCCUAUGGAUCUUAUAAUAUUAGCCAACCGUCUGUGCUUGCCCCGUCUUGUGGCUCUCACAGAGCAACAUGCUGUUGAAGAACUGUUGCAGUGGGCAGUUAAAGGAGCAGACAUUGAUGGACAGGUGCUUGCGUACCUAGAGAUGGCCCAGUUCCACAAUGCCAAACAGCUCUCAGCCUGGUGUCUGCACCACAUCUGCACCAACUUCAACAGCGUAUGUCGCAAGUUCCCCAAAGACAUGAGGGCCAUGUCUCCAGAGAACCAGAAGCACUUUGAGAAGCAGCGCUGGCCGCCUGUCUGGUUCCUGAAGGAGGAGGACCGCUACAAUCGCUCCAAGAAGGAACGUGAGCGUGAGGAGGAGAUCCUGCGCAAGCAGCACACCAAGCGGGGCUGGUGCUUCUGGAGACACCCGUCCUCCUCGGCGCCCCACAUCUCCUGAGGUGGCGUCUCUGUCAGACAGCCCCCGCCCCGAAACCCCCUUUCCCCUUCUCGGCUGUCUGUGUCCAGUCCUGUAUGCUAACGUCCUGGCUGCUGGAAGUUAGUCUGAGGUCACUUUGCCUCAGAGCUUCUACCUUCCCUCCUUAAGCCAGUCUUUUUAAGCAGGGCUGAGGCAAACACGAGGCUGUGGCCCUCUCGCAAGAGCCCACAGCGUGUCUGUCGAAGGGGAGAUGGUUGAGAAAGCAGCGAGAAAGUGUUGAGAAAGCGUCAGAUCUUUCUCGCUGUUCGUGUUUCAUGUUUCACUGUGCUAAUCCAGCGAGGGGAAUGUCUUCAUGGUCCCCGCCAUGUAGGGAAUGUCUUCACGGCAAUGAUCUGCCUUCACCUUCUGAGACUGUUAUUGUUCAACAAAUACCAACAAAUUCUCACACACAUUCUCUCACACACUUACAAAUUUACACAUAAACACACAUACAAACACUCACACACACAUACAUACAUACACACAGAUAGACAUAUAUAUAUAUAUACAUAGAGCCAGCACCAAGUCUAGGCGCUGGCGCCCGAGCAUGCAUAGAGCAUGGUGCUGUUGCAAUGAGCCUCUUCUUUGGAACCCCUGAGGGUUUCUGAGGGUGAUGUCCAAUGCAAACGAGAGCUGCAAAAUACCUUACAACGCUUUGAAUGCACCUAACAACUAAAACAGCGUCAGGGAUCUAUCUGGUCACUCCUAAAACCAGAAAAGGUAAAUCCUGUUGAACUGUGGUUCGUGCUUUGUUGACUCACUAAUGAACCACCUUUGCCUAUAUAUAUAUAUAUAUAUAUAUAUAUAUAUAUAUAUAUAUAUAUAUAUAUAUAUAUAUAUAUAUAUAUAUAUAUAUAUAUAUCCUUAAAUCAGUUUUGUAUCUUCCGUAGCCUCGUUUCGGCUCUUUAAGCCAAUUGUUUUUUGUUCUCCGUUGAGGCACUAUGCGGGGCAACUCCACUCAAGAAUCCCUGUUGCUAGGACUUGUUAAUGAAGUUAAUGAAGUAGGCCAGGGCCCGGCAGAAACACAACACUAAAUAAACAAGUGGUGCAUAGCUCGGGUCAUUCACCCAAGAAGGCUCUGACAAAGCACCAAAGAGAGCAAACUCGGGCUGAUGAUGAUGAUGAUGCCUCACCAAAAUACACUGAAGCUUAGAAAAAGAUACAAAAAUGUAAACCUUCACAGCAAGUGAGGUUUGAAUUUAGGGCUUAUUUUGUACCACUGCCUUUGGGAGUAUUAACAGUCUCAAAUGAAAAGUUAGAGUUUUGAGUUUUUGAACACAUUUUGACCACUAGCAAGUUUUUUUUGUUGUUGUUCUUUCAGUUUACUUGCCUUUACAUCUCCAAGCCACUAGAGGCACUAGUUUUCCUAAUGCUUCCUAAUAUUUACUUUCUUCUGUGGAGCAUAUUUUUGGAAUAGCAACUUUUUCAUGUGAAAGUUUUUUCUUCUUUUUUUCUUUCUUGAUUUUAAAUGGAUUUUUUUGCACCAAUUUUUCAAAAUGUCAACAUAAUUUAAAUGUUUAUAUUUGUAACAAAGGCAAUCAGAGUGGUUUGGUGUAAAAGGUUGCAUUAUAGACACUGACUUGGAUUUUCAUUACAGUGUUGGGGAGAUACUGAGAGAUAGAAUAAGGGAUGCAGUGUCUAAUAUAGGUUUUUGCACUAACAUGCCAAAGGUUUUAUGGGACAAGAACUUGUUAUCUCCCACAAGAGCUGAAGAAUGCUUCUUUGAUCUGUGAGAUUUGCAUUGAAUUUGGAUGUGAUUUUUACUAGAGUAUCUUUUCUGUUGCGCAAUUAUUACCACCCAUUGUGCUGCACGGUUCUUUGCCCUAUAGAUGGAAAUGACUUCUGGACUGUAUUUCCAUGUAUACACGUGAUUCUGUGAAUAGAGGAAUAUUGAAUGUCCACACAUAUUUGGAAUUUAAAUGUUCCAUCCAUCUGGCACUCACUAUCAGGCCUCGCUCAAAUUUUUUAUGAUCAGUUUUCAUUUUGCUGUCCCAUGACUUUUGGCAUGUUGGUGUAUUUACUGUUUAAAACCAGCUAGUGUUUAUACCUAAACUUUUUUGAGUUUCAUACUGCCACUAUCACACACACAAAAAAAAACUUAUAAGACCAUUUUUGCAAUUUACCCUUUUUGACAUAAUGGAAUUUCAAACAUGCAUGAUGAUUGGAGCAGUAGAAAGCUUCAGUUAAACCCACACUUCAGAUCUUCACUCCUAAUGAGGUAAACUACAUUACUGUCACUUAUUUAACUGAAGUUUUAUAGGCCCCAAAAUAGAGCCUUGUGGGACUCCACAAGAUAUACUAAAUCAAUCAGUUAAGAAAGUUUUCCUUCUCCUGUAAAGAUUUCAUUUUGAAGAUACAACAUAUUUUACAAUAUAUCAUCCUGAUAAUAGCAAAAUACUUUUUUCUUAAAAUUAUUAUGCAUGUACCACUCCACUUUGAACUUUUUAAAAGGUGCAUUUGAAGCCAAAACUAUUUUUUCCACUAUAAACAAUUCUCAUUCUCUAUAGUGCAACAUUUCACACCAAACCACUUUCAAUCCCUCUGUUUACAUCUUAACCAUUGAAUUGAAACUGUAAAUAUUUUGGACUGUUGAAAAAAAAGAAUAGAAUCCCUUUUUUGCUUUUUUUAUUUAAUUUAUAUUCUAAUAUCUGCCUAAUAACCAAAACUUAAGCUGUGAUACUUCUUGCCCUGCCCCUUUUCUUUGCUUAGAACAAAUUAGCUAACCUCCUUUCUUCUACCUCUGUGGAUAGACAGAAAAGGCAAGCGGAUAGAGGGAGAGAUUUUGAGUAGUUUGCUGUUUUUUAUUAGAUACUGGUAUUUGUUUUUCACACAGCUGGAGCCUCACUUUCCACGUCAUGCAGAGAAAUAAAAAACGGUGCUCAGGAUUUCUAACCACCACAGUGACAGUAUUCAAAUAAAUACAAAGCAGUUACAGCUCCUCUUUGCUUAGUUACUUAUAUAUAGUCUUAUAUUACUUUUUUUUAUUUGUUGUUCUUUCCCAGUGUGACAAUCCUAAACGAACAAACUAUUCUAUUCCUGACAGAUCAGGGAAACCAAGGUGUUGGCAAAGGAAAUGUUUCCUUUGGUUUUUUCAAAAUUUUCUUUGAGAUGCUUUACAGACUUUUCUUGAAUGCCGUUAACGAAUUAAAAAUGUUAAGGCUUGUAGCAAAUCAGAAGGUUGGGGAUUUGUUGUGGUGGUUGCUGAGCUGUUCUGCUAAUGUGGUAUUAUAUACUGUAACAUAGAUAACUGUACAUGUACCUCUUCACUCUGUUGCCCCAUUGGCAAGUGCUUUGUUGUGCCCUUAGUAUUUCUUCAAACACAUUUCUACCGUUUAGUUUUUAUCUUUCUGGUAUAAGCAGAGAUGAUUCUGCGUUCCAUUUAAGCUCCGGAUGUCGGAAUUUCUUAUUUUUAAGUGGGAAAUUUAACUGGAACCCUCCAACAGAUUAGAUUUCCUACUGUUCAGAAGAUUAGAAUCCAAGAUAGAUGUACUGCACAUCAAUAAUAGUAAAAGCAGCAGUAGUAUUAUACCGUUUUUAUUAUCAAUUCUAUCUACAGUAUUUAUAUUUGUUUCAUUAAAUCAGUUAUACACACAGUACUGACCAACUUAUAUGUACAACAUGUUUUUAAUGGUGUUUGGAUCUGCAAAAUUUUGCAUAAUGCGUUGAAUAAUGAUGCCAACCUAGAGCAGUGCUAAUAAUAAUGAUACAUUAUUAGCUAUAAGUAUCAAAUUGUGUAACUGGAACACAGUCAUUCCCAGCUCAGACAUCCGACAUCCGAGAUAAAUGGAAUUGGCAGAGCUAAUAUCCCAAAAGUGGCGUGUUUUUGAAUUGCCUUUCUAAUCACAAGAAUGAGUGCCUGAGACAGAUUGUUGUUUUCAUUUUGCUUCUCAGAUUUUUGGGGUAUUUUGAGUAUAGCAUGUUUUUUUUGAGUUUCUUCCUUUGCUUGGGACGUGUUGAGAAGGGUGCUACAUUCCUAAUGAGGCAUUGCGAGUCUGUAGGUAGCGUUUCACAAGUGUGCUAUUUCUGGGAAUAAUUUUAGAAGUGAAUGUGAAUGCAGCAAAAUGUGAGGUAAAAACUUUUUUUUUCCUCUCCUUUUUUAUGGCACUUUCCUCUAUUUCUGGCUUCCUGAUUUUUUCUUUUCACCCCCUCAAGGCUGAACCCAGGUGUCUGUGUUGUAGCUAGCUCGAGAUGUAGGCUCGUGGAAAGGCUUUCUCCUCUCUGGGGAAGCGUUGGAAUCAUCAACAGCUACUGAAAUAGAUGCGUGAGAGAAUCUCACUGGGCCCAGGUGCGAAUGAGGCUGAUCUUUGGAAGGAAAGACAAGGGCAAGAAAAGAAGACGCUCCAGCCUGGUGCUGAAAAGGCGAGGCUUUGAUUUAGACUAAGAGAUUGGCAUUUUAUGGAAAGACAGAUAGAUGUCCUUGAGGAUGUUCUUGGUUAUAACCAUUUAUAAAAACCCUUAUAACAGCUUUGAUACAUUUUGAGUCUUUGGUGACGAGAGGCUAGAGAUCUUGUGGAGGUGAUCUGAAGUGUUAAUGCUAUAAACUUUGACCAGAUGGUGUUAGAUACUGUAAAUGCAUGUGUGACAGUGCAGUUUAGAAGCUUCUAGCGUUCUGGAAUUAGCAUUAGCAUGAGCAGUAACAUAUACUGCAACAUUUUAGAAGAACCCUGGUGAGUGAAAACAUGUAAUCAUUGUUAUGUAAUCAAUGCAAGCUAACUAUCUAAUGUUUCUCAAUAUGAGAUUGUUAUAGGAACAUUUUAUAAUCGUUCAGUUUAUUUAAAUGUCAUUUUAACAUUUUAUCAGAAAAGAGAUUAAUAGCAACACUAUUAUUAUUGGAUUCCAGAUUAUUUUGUAUACUUGUCAGAUUUGUGCUUAAAUACAGCUUUCUGAUUGGUUUUAAAGAUGAUGCAUUCCCUGCAUAGAAAUAAUGAGGCACUAAAGUUUUAAACAAAACCAUUUUUAACCCCCAACCAACCACAUGGAGCACCACAGAAACCACUUGUGGUUGGGAAUCACUAAACGAGUAACCACUGAGCAGCUCAACUGGAAGCACUUAGCAGCACCAUAGCAACCACUACACAACUUUAUAGCAGCCACCUGGGACACCAAUAUGUAGCACUGGUUUAGCACCGGCCAACUACCUACAGGUCCUUUAAAACUAAAAGAAAAAUGUCUAGAAAGUGUUUUUAGAAGGUAUAGUGUAUUUUUAGAACAAUCUCAAAAUGAGUAACAUUAGAUAUAUAGACUGGAUUAAAAUGAUUCCACUCACCAAAACUGUACUUUAGAGGUUUUUAAAGUGUUAUGCAGUGUAGCAUAGACCUUCUAGGCUAAUUUGCUGUCUAAAUAUCAGGCUGGAACAGAAUAAAAAGUGUUUGCCUCUGGGACAGUGAUAGAAUGAUGUGUUGCCUGCCUGGGCCAUACAGGACUUUGAUAUUUUAUGUAUUUAUAUUUCUCCUAAUACUUCCUCUUCUCAUUCUCUAAGUAUGUUUUUGCACAUGUUCUCUCUGAUUGAGUCUGCCUCAGUGUGCAUGGCAUCGACUGUUCAGAUUUUUUCCUUUUUGAAUAAGAGGGUACAUUUUGUAGCAUGGUAUGAAUUUUCUUCCAGAAAAGAACAGAAGACUUCUGUUUUUUCUUCUUUUAAGCUCUGUUCUUUUAAGCAGUCCGUGCUUAGUGUCUGUGGUCCGAUGAAUUGAGGUCGGAGAUGUUUGUAUAGUAACCACAUGCUUUAACGUUAUGCCUUUUGCGCUGAUUUUUCGGGUUGUGGGGGUGUAUGUUUCGAGGGUGGGGUGGGGACGUAUUAGCGGGGAUGUAUGGGUGGGAAUGGUGGGGUUGUUGUACAGUAUAUCUGUGGUGCAGGGAAGGGUUUUUGGACUGUUCUAUGAGUCAUGUUUUUUGUCGUUACCACUUAACGGUAAAGGCGUACAAUUUGAAACUUGUCUUUGGAGACCUCUUCGAAUAGCACUAACAGCACUAAUGAUUGAAAAGCCCUUGUUAACAGUGUAUUGACGAACUAAACAAACUAAACAAACUAUGCACUUUAGCCCAAAAAGAAAAUGAACUUGUUUUUUGCUAAUUCAGAACCGAUUGCCUUGAAUCUUUACAUUGUAAUGUUGUGAAAGAUGCACGUUUACGAAGGAAAUGUGCAUGAGGAAUGGUCCACAGAUCUAUGGUUGCAUGCAUUGGACGGUAAAGCUUGCAUUUAAGAAUAAUCAGGUAUGCACUUUGUCAUUAAGUAAUUGUUUAGCUAUUAUGAGCCCAUAUAAAAAUAGGUCAGAUGAGUGCUUUGUUUGAAAGGGAGGAGACCUGGGGAUACAAAAAUCACAGCAAACUAAAGCUAUGGUCAGACUGCCAGCCUGAAUCUGAUUUUUUGGCAUAUUUCUUUUGCUUCUAGAUUGUUUUUUAAUAGUCUGGUCAGCCAGAAACAACAUUUAAUAUGAUUGACACAUUUUAGUUUCAUUCAUAUUGGUUCUUAAUAAUCUGGACAGCCAGAAACCACAAGAAAUUCACAAUUUUUACAAAGCUGUUCGAAGUUACAUUUGGAAGUGGUUAUAAAUUGCAAUAACAAUUAGACUUAAGUUGAAUUGCUUUGAUUCUUUUGCAUCACUCGCAACAAACUUCCAGAGUUUAUUACCAAAGCAAACAAUGCACAAAGGUUUGUGAUGUCCUAACGGGCAAUAAGAUUUAAUGACUUGCAGUGAAUUAACAAUGCAUACAGUCAUCUAACCAGGUUGGAUUUGCAGUCUGAACAUAGCUGAAAAUUUGAGUUGAACGAAAUGCUGACACUAUGACCCGAGGAUGGUGAGUUCGAAUCCUGGUUCAUGUUGCUUUUGGCAUCAGCAGCCGGAGCCCGAGAGAGAGAGAGCACUAUUGGUCAUGCUCUUUCUGUUAAGGUAGAUGGCGUUUUCUCUCCCCUCUCAUCACUCUUGUUGUUGUGAUGCUGUGGACAAGCACAUAUACUAUACCUAUAUCACCUCGUCCCCUCUUUUUUUAAGCUACUGUCAAAAGGCUCGGAAGUUUCCCAGCUCUGACAGACUACAUUACAGGCUAAUUUGGCAGCAGUACAAAAAGAGGCAACAGAGGCAGUAGAGGCAUGUGCUUGUCCUCAUCCUCCUGAGAUUAUUGGUUAAUAUCAUUUAAAAUGGGGAGAAAUUGAGUCGACAUCCAAAAAAAGAAAGGGUGAAAAAGACGGAAACCCUAAUGACCAAUUAUACAUAAGACCACUAUUUUUCUUUGUCUGGUUCAUUCUGUUUUUGGUGACAUAGUUUUUCAUUUUUUUCCUCCAUAUUGUUCCCCAGAAACUGCAAUAGUUAUCGCUCCAUAGGGCUCCAUAGUAGUUCAUCAGCUAAAGUACAGUAGAAGUAUCUGAAGAGCGGUUCUAUCCUGGCAUUACCUGUGCCUUCGUUUUUUCAAAGAGAAAAAAAAAAUGACCUGUUGCCUUUCUCAAGAGGGGCCUCUUACAAAAUGCCUUUUAGGUUUUGGAUAAUUGUAAAGCAGACACACUUUUACACACACAUAAACACAUAUAUACACACACAAACACAAUCGUACACUUAAACCAGGCAGCUGACCACCACCGUAUUCCUCCUUCUACUGUCAGUGCCUGUGGACGCUAUGUAGCAAAGCCCACUGUUCUCUGUCUCUCUCUCUGUCUUUAUGCUGCGUUCUUGUCUCUUCCUCUGUCUUUCUCUUUCUUUCUCUCUAUUUGUUUCUAACUGAACGGUUCUACGCUCCUGUGGCUGAGUUUUGCUGAGGUGAGUGGAAACCAUGCUUAGGGGGAGAGCUGUGAUCAUGCUGGUUUGAACUGUGGGAGAGUUUAGUGGCUCUUUACUGGGACACUAACCCAGCCUACAGUGUUCACUAUCUGUACCAAGGGUGCUAACGCCCUCUACAGGCCAGCCAGAGCAGCCAGCGAAUCAGCAAAUCUAGCAGAAUUUGUUUUUUGCUGUUAAUGCAACAGUUUUUAUUUUUGGAAUUAUUGGAAUUUAAAUAUUUUUCAUUUCUCUGUUAAAUUCCAAUUAUUGUAAAACAUGAACAGCUUAAACUUUAAAGCAUGAUUUCCACAGUUUUCAGCACAAAAAACUUCUUCUAAUCCCCCACCAAAGCUUUCUUCCAAAUAUGAAAAAAAAAAAUCUCUGAUAAAACCACUCGUUUUCCAUCCAGUGAACUCCUGAGACAGAGCCAGCAUCCAUGACGUCUCUUACAAAUGAGGAUGAUCUACUUUAUGCAAAAUAACAUGGGGUCAGUAUUAGCAUUUAUAAAUAACAGACAUGCUUUGGUUACUCCUCAGCCUUAUUUUUUGCUCAUAAACUGACAUAACGUACAGCACGUCACAGUACCAAGGUCCUCUGUCAGGCCCCAGACCAGUUCCAAACUGGCCUAAAAAAAAAGCCUGCGUGGUUUGUCACCCUUCCCCUGUAUCUGUUAACAUGUGACCAUUUAUUAUACCUUUAUGCACUUUGUGUUAAUCUUCUUGAUCUUCUUUUUUUAACCUUUUAUUGUAUUUCAUUUUGUUGAGAAUUACCAUUAAUGUUCUGAAACAAAAAAAAGAGCACAUGUGACACAUUAAGGGCUUUUUUUAAAUUAAAAAAAUAAUAAAAACGAGACAACAAUCAGAAUGUUUUUGCUGCUGUUGCAAAAAAAAAGUUUUAAUGAAUCCUUUGUAAUACUUUUUGAACCACUGUGAUUUGUACAAAACGGAACAAAAAAAAGUAGUAAAAAACAUUGCCGUUUCAGUAUUCUAAUGUUUGACUUGGCUUUUAAUAAAAAUUUAAGUGAAUUCUUUGACCAAA
Molecule: messenger RNA, 12263 nt
Organism: Astyanax mexicanus (Mexican tetra)
Lineage: Eukaryota; Metazoa; Chordata; Actinopteri; Characiformes; Acestrorhamphidae
Gene: rhobtb4
Product: Rho related BTB domain containing 4
Exons: 11
Coding region: 1270-3459 (729 amino acids)
Biological process (GO): small GTPase-mediated signal transduction
Molecular function (GO): protein binding; GTPase activity; GTP binding
Source: RefSeq, a predicted model, not a curated record